Molecule: messenger RNA, 1567 nt
Organism: Zingiber officinale
Lineage: Eukaryota; Viridiplantae; Streptophyta; Magnoliopsida; Zingiberales; Zingiberaceae
Product: isocitrate dehydrogenase [NAD] regulatory subunit 1, mitochondrial
Exons: 4
Coding region: 121-1227 (368 amino acids)
Biological process (GO): tricarboxylic acid cycle; isocitrate metabolic process
Cellular component (GO): mitochondrion
Molecular function (GO): isocitrate dehydrogenase (NAD+) activity
Source: RefSeq, a predicted model, not a curated record
AGACCGUUAUAAUCCUUUUCGCGAUCUCCGUUAUUUGUGGGUUUCUUUCCUUCUUCGUUUCUCUCGUCGCUCGCAGUCGCUUUUAAACCCUCAGAUUUCGAAUUGCGAAAGGCUGCGACGAUGAGGCGAUCCUCUCCGAUCCUCCGCCGUCUCCUGAGCGGCGCUGCCGCUGGCUCCUCCGCCGGCGCUAGGCGCUCCAUCACCUACAUGCCCCGGCCCGGCGACGGCACGCCGAGGCCGGUGACCCUGAUCCCCGGCGACGGGAUCGGGCCCCUCGUCACAGGAGCUGUGCGGCAGGUGAUGGAGGCGAUGCACGCGCCGGUGUACUUCGAGACGUACGAGGUCCACGGUGACAUGACAACAGUCCCACCGGAGGUUAUCGAGUCCAUCCGCCGGAAUAAGGUGUGCCUCAAGGGCGGGCUCGCUACACCGGUGGGGGGAGGUGUGAGUUCCCUCAAUGUGCAGCUGAGGAAGGAACUGGAUCUCUAUGCGUCUCUGGUUCAUUGCUUUAAUCUUCCGGGAUUGCCGACUAGGCAUGAGAAUGUGGAUAUCGUGGUCAUCAGGGAGAACACGGAAGGCGAGUACUCUGGUUUGGAACAUGAGGUGGUUCCUGGUGUCGUGGAGAGCCUCAAGGUGAUAACAAAGUUCUGUUCUGAGCGUAUUGCGAAGUAUGCUUUUGAGUAUGCGUAUCUCAACAACAGAAAAAAGGUCACUGCAGUCCAUAAAGCCAACAUCAUGAAGCUUGCAGAUGGUCUAUUCCUAGAAUCAUGUCGUGAGGUUGCAACAAAAUAUCCAGGGAUAAAAUAUAAUGAGAUUAUAGUUGACAAUUGUUGCAUGCAGCUUGUUUCAAAGCCAGAGCAAUUCGAUGUCAUGGUCACUCCAAAUCUCUAUGGCAAUUUAGUCGCCAAUACAGCUGCUGGGAUUGCUGGAGGGACUGGAGUCAUGCCUGGAGGUAAUGUUGGCCAGGAUCAUGCUGUGUUUGAGCAAGGUGCUUCUGCCGGCAACGUUGGAAAUGAGAAACUGGUGGAGCAGAAGAAAGCCAAUCCAGUGGCUCUUCUCCUUUCGUCUUCCAUGAUGCUGAGACAUCUCCAGUUCCCAUCAUUCGCCGACCGGCUAGAGACUGCUGUUAAGCGCGUGAUUGCCGAAGGCAAAUACAGAACUAAAGAUCUGGGAGGGAGCAGUACGACCCAAGAAGUCGUCGAUGCGGUCAUUGCAAAUCUUGAUUAAGCUUGCCGAAGACCAUUCGCUUUGAAGCAAAAGACCGGGGAUAAUCAUGAUCCUGAAUUGCAUCCGAGGCAAGAGACUAGCUCGAUACAUUUGUUUUUUCUCGUUUCACGCCUUACUCUUGCAGAUUAUCUGCAGGGAAACUGAUGAGUUUUUUUUAUUAUCAAUCCCUUCGUGCUUUAAUCAUGCCUACACGAUCAUGGCAGAUGUAUUAUUAUCUUCUUAGAUAUUGUUUAUCGACGGAAACCAGCAGGAUCUCUCAUCUCUGAGCCUGGUUUGAUAUUCAGAUAAUGCCUUGUAUGUUAAAGUUUGCCUUUUAGUUAUGGGAUUUCACUCGGUCAAA